AUGUCUAUCACUCCUGCGAACUCUUCUGGUUACGAUACUCCUGUCUCUGACUUGGAGUCUAUCGUCCCCGUCCACCCAACUGCUGCCCGUCGUCCCAACUACAUCACCGUUCAGUCCGAGAAUACGGUCUAUACAAAUGAUCAUAUCACUGCCAAAUACUCUUACCGCGGCGCUGACGUUGUUGUAUCGGAUGGUCAGUUCACUGUCACUCCUACUGUGAAGCCUUUCGAGUUCCAGACCGAGCGUAAGGUUGGGAAGACAGGGUUGAUGAUGAUCGGUAUGGGUGGUAAUAAUGGCACUACGCUCUGUGCCACUAUCUUGGCGAACAAGCAUAAUAUCUCGUGGCACACCAAGGAGGGUAUUCAACAACCUAACUAUAUAGGUUCCGUCCUUCGGGCAUCUACGGAAGUGCACCUUCCUCUUUCGGACGUCCUUCCUAUGGUGCACCCUAAUGAUCUAGUUCUUGGUGGGUGGGAUAUCUCCGGUGUGCCUAUGGACAAGGCUAUGGAACGUGCCUGUGUGCUCGACUACGAUCUUCAGCGCCAGGUCGUGCCCCAUAUGGCCCUUCUUGGUCGUCCUCUCCCUUCCAUCUACUAUCCCGAUUUCAUUGCAGCCAACCAAGAGGCCCGGGCUGACAAUGUGAUUCCCGGUACCGAUAAGCAGGUUCACCUUGAACACAUCCGGUCCGACAUCCGUCGUUUCAAGGCAGAAAAUAGUCUGGACCGUGUUGUCGUGUUCUGGACUGCCAACACCGAGCGGUACAGCGACAUCGUUCCUGCUAUCCGAUCUUCCCACUCUGAAGUCUCGCCUUCUACGCUUUUCGCGGUCGCUGCCAUCCUCGAAGGGGAGCCAACUACCUUCGUGCCUGGUGUCAUUGAACUUGCUGAACGUUACAAGUCUUUCAUUGGUGGGGACGACCUGAAGUCGGGCCAAACCAAACUCAAGUCUGUCCUUGCUGAAUUCCUUGUGAAUGCUGGCAUCAAGCCUCUUUCCAUCGCGUCCUACAACCAUCUUGGUAAUAACGAUGGACACAACUUGAGUGCGGAGCGUCACCACCCUGCACCAGGUGCUACUGGUAAAGGGGCUAAAGGCGAACACCCCGACCACAUUGUCGUCAUCAAAUAUGUGCCUGCAGUUGGGGACUCGAAGAGAGCUAUCGACGAGUACUACUCCGAGAUUUUCUGCGGCGGAAGACAGACCAUUAACAUUUUCAAUGAGUGCGAGGAUUCCUUGUUGGCGACGCCUCUGAUUCUGGAUCUGACCAUCCUCACCGAGCUUUUGACCCGUAUCAAGUAUCGUGAUUUGUCGGUGGGCCAGGUCAAAUUUGCUCCCUUGUAUCCAGUUCUGUCGCUCCUUUCCUACAUGUGCAAAGCUCCAUUGGUCAAGCCAGGUACCGAUGUUGUCAACAGCUUGGGCAGGCAACGCAAUGCGCUUGAUGCCUUCCUUAAGGCCUGUAUCGGUCUGGAGGCCAACGGUGACCUGCUCCUCGAGACUCGUAUCUGGUAAAGAUUUGUAAGGUCGAAGUGGGUUUAGGAUAUUAUCAACUCGCGAUAGAUACACUAACGGUACAGUUUCAACAACUGUGCAUCUCAGAUAUGUAUGAUAGACAUUCAACUGUACGCGUAUCUAUCUUGUUCAAUUUUGUUCGUGCUGCGUUGCCAAAUCGAUGAUUCUAAUUCUUGCGCCACAUUAUCCUUCAUCGA
Molecule: messenger RNA, 1703 nt
Organism: Pisolithus orientalis
Lineage: Eukaryota; Fungi; Basidiomycota; Agaricomycetes; Boletales; Pisolithaceae
Exons: 8
Coding region: 1-1506 (501 amino acids)
Biological process (GO): inositol biosynthetic process; phospholipid biosynthetic process
Cellular component (GO): cytoplasm
Molecular function (GO): inositol-3-phosphate synthase activity
Source: RefSeq, a predicted model, not a curated record